UCUACUCGUCUCUUGGUUUUUGUUUUGGUACUUUUUGGAUGGGACAAAAUGAAAACAAAAGUGAAAUAGCUAUGUGGUAUUAUUGUGUCACUUUAUGCGGUAUAUAUGUGAUUAUCCAAAUAAGAUGUGCUGUAUUUAAUAGAACAUGAAUAUAUGCUUUUGAUAAAUUACCAAUGGACUUGCUAUCUGGGAAUUUUAUGCUCGUAAUACUGCAAUUGAAUAAAAAUUUUGAUCGAGAUAUAAGACUUCCUUUUGUUCAAUCUAGUGACCUGAUUUCAUGAUUUAACUACAAAAUGGACUUGCUGCCAUAGUUUUUCUUUUUCCAAAAUCCAAAUCUGAUAUCCUUUCAAUCGUAAAAUCUACUCAAUCUUGAAUUUACUAUUGAGAGAUCCUUUGCCUCAAGUCAAUUUUAAAAAAUUGUUUGAAUAAAAGUAGGGGACAAAUUAAUGUAAUAAACUUAAAUAGCAAAAUGAUUGUUAUUUCAAAAUCAGAAAUAGUGAUUAGUAACGUUCAUAAGUCAUUUAAAAUCAUAUGGUCUAUUGGCAUAUUUCAUUUCAUUUCGUCUAUUGUGUGAUUAGUAACGUUCAUAAAUCAUUUAAAAUCAUAUGGUCUAUUGGCAUAUUUCAUUUCAUUUCGUCUAUUGGCAUAUUUCAUUUCAUUUCAGACCAGCGACCCGGCUACAGACCAGCAUCAGAUUAUCAGUCAUUUUGCAUAUUUCAUUUCGUCUAUUGGCAUAGGUUAUUUGUGGAAUGAAUUAGAAUUAGUUGUCCUCGAUAUCUGAUUGCUUUAGUAUCUAGGUGAGCUUGGUUGUAAGGAACCCACAAAACUGUCAAACCUUUUUCCUUUUAAACGAUCACAAUUCAUUAGUCAAAGUAACUGUCUUUGGUUUCCUUACCAUGGAAGCUUUUCUUUCUCGAUGGUCCUGGAUUGGUUAAAGAAAAAUAUGAGUCAUUUGUAUGGUUAAGUAAAUUGAAACUUGAGCUUCAUGUGUUCCCUAUACAUUUGAAAUGCAGUUAGUGAACUUAUAUAUGCAAUCUUUACAUUCCAGCUACAAAGUUUGACCUUUGAGGUUGGACCGUUGGAGUAAAUGAAACUGAAAAAGAAAAACUGACUAUCUAUUUAUUGUCUGUGUUCUAUUGAAGUUCUUGCCAUACCAUUUUAUACGUUUAUAUGUUCUCACAGAAGACCUCUUCCAUUCUCUUUACUUUGUCAUGCAUAUUGCUUCUUUAAUAAGUUGAAAAUGUAAGGUUGAGAAUUUGUACCCACUGAAGAGAGUGAAGCUGAUGGUAUGUGUACUAUGAAGUCUUUGUUUGGCAUUUGAACAAUAUUUCUGGCGAAUGUUGUCAAUUCCCCACGUAGCACAGGAUCGGGCCAAUUCAAGCACUGGGCAGCCUUGCUAGGGAUCCGAGAGCCCAUUUUUCAGCCAGUUGUCGCUUUUUAUUGCCUGUACUACCGACUUUUCAGAGCAAGAGGUUUGCUUAUGCAGUUAAGGAGAGUACCCUGAUAGUCUUUUCAUGGAACUGUUGCUCUGGGUUUUGGAUGAUAGGUUCCGGAGAUGGAUGAUGGAAGUCUUGAACGUUCUGGUGUUAAAGAUUCUGGAUAACCCAGGACGGCGUCAUCAUUUCAUGUGCUUAUAAAUCUGUUAAGACCUCUGGAUCCAUCAAGAUGUCCAUCUCCAGCAUCAAAUGAUUCUCUUGCGAUCAGAAACCUGAAGUUCUCUUAUUUGGUUGUUAAAUGUUUAAUAAAGCUCCUAAAGGUGCUUCAGUCUCUUAGUUCUUAGUCGGAUUCUACACGACACUAUGUUCUUUUGGUCAGGUGUCUCAAUAUUUUAGGCUUAUUAUGAAACUGGUGUAAGCUGAUCUUAUCUCCUGUGCUCGUUAUUUGACAUAAGCAGCUCUCAGUGUCUAUCUAAAAUUUAUACCGACAAAAUGUUUAAAGAUGUUCAGGCUGAAAUUGUUGAGGCUUAUCAUAGCUGUAGCAUGGUUGAUAUGUCAGUUCAGUCAAGCAAUAAAGUUUACAAAGUAGUAGAUGGUGGUCGCAAUACCUUUAACGUCAACCAUGAAGUUGGAGCUGAGGUGUACAGUUGUGAAUGCAAGUUGUACUCCAGGCGAGCAACAUUUUGGAUCACGAUGGCUGAAGAGGCCCUUACUAAAGGCCGUCCAUGGUUUUCCAAGAGACGAGUUUGAAAUGACUGAAGAUCCAGAAGUUGACGCUAAACGGAAUGCAGUCACCAAGAUGCACACAACAUAUAACCGUUUAGCUCAAAAGGCCGAGUCCAAAAUCGAUGAUGUCAAUGCACUCAUAUCUGGUAUGGAGAGACUUGGUCUGGAACUGUUUGGUGAUGAAGGGUUAGCAGUGCCUUCUUUGGAUAAGGGAAAGAGGAUCGAAAAUAUUUUUGGUGAUCCAAUACCGGAUGCUAUCAAUGUUCGCCCACCUGAUGCUGUACAUACCAAGGGUUCUGGAAGCCGGAAGGUGUCAAAGAAAGAAGCGGCUAUCAGGCAAAUGAAUAAACCUCUGCGACGUUGCGUGAAAUGCCGCGAAAUGGUGCGACAUGAUUCAAGGAACUGUGGCAAAGAAAAAUAGAAAAACAAAAACAAGUGACAAUGCUAAGGAGUUUUAUUUCACUUUUUCCCUGAUUUUGUUGCCCCAUUUUUCUAUUCGCCUCGUCUUCUUUAUACAAUUCCUUGGAUAUGGUUUUUCGUUUA
Messenger RNA from Salvia hispanica, 2705 nucleotides. Lineage: Eukaryota; Viridiplantae; Streptophyta; Magnoliopsida; Lamiales; Lamiaceae. The record is from RefSeq and is a predicted model, not a curated record.